UUUUUCAGUCAUAAAACGCGCGUCCAAGAAUUUGGUUAUUAUAUAUCAAAUUCGAACGAGUUUCCCCUAUUUUUUGUUGUUUUUGUACAUGGAAACAUAUGUAUAUCUGUGUGGGUGAAUCAAUGUUUGGAAUUUUGAAUUGCAAAGCAAAAAAUUUGAAAGAUAAGUAAAAAAGUAAACAAAUUGGAAAACUUAUAAACAAAAAUUGUGCGCAAUGUUAAGUGGAACGGCUGUAAUUAAAGCUAAUUGUGCGCUGUAAUGCAUUGUUUGUAAUAAAUAUUAAGAAUAUUUGCGUCUGGAAAAUUUUUAGAGAAAAUAAUUCACUUGCGUUUUAAUAUUUUUUGAAGUAUACAUACUACAUACAUACAUAUAACGAAAAAGUAUUGUGUGCAUAUUUUUGUGAAAAAUCUGGAUAAACGCAAAUUUUAAAUUCGGGCAAAUCAACGCGAUUGUGUUUUAUGUAUAACAACGGCAGAAAGCCGCAUUACGUACUGUGCACGUGUGUGUGUGUGUGCGGAGUGUGCAUUGCGGCUGUAUCGGGCGUACCAGUGGGUGGCAAAGCUGAUUCGGCGAAUGUCCUUCAAGAAUUUUGUGAAAUGUCAAGUGAUUGGUUCGGUAUUGUGAGGAAAACAUUAGAAAAAAUUUUGAAAAAGUGCGAAUAUAAAGAAAUUGAAGUAUUUGGCGCAGUCAAAGCGCAUUGAAGUUGGUGGGCUGCCGGUGGAGGCUCCCACAGGAAUAUCUAUGCAGCUACCAACGAUUACUCAUCGCGUUCGAUAAAACAAAAACAACAACAAAAAGCAAAAGUGGUAGAGUGUCUUCCAAAGCACAGACCUCUACCAAGUGGCAGAAAAUAGCAAUACAAGCAUAUGUUUGUGUACAUAUGCAUGUUUGUAUAAAGGAAGCAUAAAAAUAGAAUGUUUUAUUUUUUGCAAAUGUAAAUAAAUGGCAUAAAAAUAAAAGUGAUAAAAAUAUACAUGCCUACCUAAAUACAAACAAAAGUAUACGUCACACUGCAGACGGUACAUACGAACGGCUGUAUUCCUGCCUAUUUGUGACAACGCAAAAAAUAUACGUAUGUAUGUAUGUAAAAAAAUAAAAAUAAAACAUAAAAACAAAACAAAAAGUAACUGCCUCUCGUUGGAGGCCGUGCUGACAUUCGAAGCAUAAACAUACAAACAAGCAAACCAAGUGCGCCCUGAACUGUUUGCUUCCUUUGAACUUGUAUAACUACGUACCUACCUACCUACAUGCGUGUAUUUCAUGAGCCAAGAAAUUGAGUAGCAUCUUCCAACGCUGGCAUUUUUUAUCAUCCAAUUUUUUUUUUUUUAUUCUGUAUGUACGUUUGCAUAACUUGUUUUUAUAAACGUACAAGAUAAAAGUUUAUUUGUUUUAUGUUUUGCUUAAAACUGGUAUAAAUUCUUAUUGGAUUACGUUCUUCUACGGGCAACACAAACAACAGCAAACAACUUGGCCUUCACUUCUUUUGAUUUUGCGGCCAAGAUGAGCGAACGCAAAUUCUCACGCGUCCUAAACAGCAACAAAGCCGGUAUGGCGGCUCAGUUGCGGGAAACCGUUUCGCAGGUGGUGCGGCAGAGCACGGCAUUGAUGCAAUAUCCUGCAGCGGACAGCCGUCAUUUGAGCAAAUCUCACGUCGUUGAACCUAUCGAUUUUGAAGGUUUUGUCGCGAAGAACAAAAUGCUGAUACAAAACGAUCCACAGCGGGAACUAUUGAUAUAUCCCAAUGACGAUGUGUCGGAAAUCGUCAUGCCUCGCAAACAGCGCACAAAUAACAAAUCUAUCAUCGAUCGUUUCGAACCGCCUAACGAAGCAAUCAUCUGUCCCCUGCAUGGUGGCACAAAUGGCACAAGUAACGGCUCGAGUAGUACUUCCAUCUCUCGACAGAGCAGUCACACAAACAGUCCGAAGAUGACACAACGCCAAAUAAGCAGUCAAUCCAAUGGUAAUCUCUCGCGUAAAAGUUCACAGAGCUCAACUACCAAAUUACAACCAUCGAUAAAAUCACCAACUUCCUCGCAUGAAUCCUAUGAAUCUGCGCUAUCCAAUGUAGGUUCGAUAGCUGGCGGUACAUCACAUUCAUCAUCUUCAUCGACAUUGAAAUCGAAUAUACUCGCACAGCCGGAGGAGGAUGAGGACUUGGAUGGCUCGGAUGGUGGUGGCGGCGGCGCGGAUGGCAUGAGUAGUGGUGGAGGUACACGCGCCGAAUGCACUCGCUUCACGCGUCAAGCGCUCUACACAUACCGUGCUAAGAAUCAUCUCAUACAUUACAAAUAUAGUGCAUAUGGCGGCACUUGUCACGAUUUGCCAAAAACAAAUCCGCCAGAAGCUUUGAUAGAAGAGGUCUACGAGAUUGACGCAGAUCAAGAUCGUAUUGACGAACAAAUGACAAGAUCUCAAGCUGAUUCAAUAACGAAGCAAGGUUACUUGUUGAAAGGUCCCGACUCAGGCUCGGAUCGUAUGUUUGUCAAUAUAGGCAAUAAAUCGUUUAAGCGAAGAUAUUGCUACCUUCGUCAAGAGGUCGACGGCACAUACAUACUCGAAUUACACAAAGAUGAAAAACAAGGUGAGGCCAAAGCCACCAUAGUCAUGGACUUCUGCACGGAGGUUGUACAGAAUCCCAAACGUGGCCGCUUCUGCUUUGAGCUCCGUAUGACCGCUGGUCAUAAGUCGUUUACGCUCGCCGCCGAGAACGAAGAGGAGUUCAAGGAUUGGCUGAGCAAGCUUUCUUUGGUUUUGCAACAAAACAAAAUUCAGGAGGAUAAGCGCGUCGCAUCACUUGAACGCGCACCACAACCCACCACCAACACGGUUAUUUUCGGUACCUUGAAAGGUCUCGAUCAAUCCAUGAAUCCGCAGUUGAUCAAGUAUGGCCGUGAAACUGACAUUUCCAUUGCGCAAGCGCGACGUGAGCAUCGACGGCGUCUCUUCGCUUGCUACCAAUCAAAUGCCAAAGCCACAAUAACCGAUAGCGUCGAUCAGUUUCGCGAGCAAUUCGGCAAACGUAUCUUCAUAGCCUGCAAGGGCUUGCGCUUUCGCUUGCAAUGUGCCGGCACUGAUGGACUGGAUGGUGAGAAUCUAUGUCAAGUGGAGCCGUACAUAACCAGUCUGGCGCUGUAUGAUGCGCGUAGCGGACGCAAGCUUACAGAAUCCUUCUAUUUCAAUGUGAACGAUGACUAUGUAAGCGAUAUGCUACCUACAACGCCUGUGCCGAACUCUGUAUCCGCUUGUUGUGUGCCACAGCGCCGUGGUGACGAAAAGGAGGAUCGCGUGCGCGGUAAUACUAAUGGCGUGCGUGUACAAAACUCGCUGAUAGAAAAUCUCUCCGGUGAUCUGUUGCGUUGCACCAAAGAACACUUCGCACAUCUGCGUCAGUCUAUAUUCUCCGUGACAGCGCCACAUCCGGACAUCUUUUUGGUAUUGAAGGUGGAGAAAAUACUGCAAGGGAGUAUAGUACAAGCAGCCGAACCGUAUUUGAAGACUGGACGUGAUCCAAAGAUCGCGCUUAAAUUACACAAAACGGCGCGUAGUUAUGCACAGAAUAUUGGGCAUUACCGUCAGCCAUUCGCGUGGGCGGCGAAACCGCUCUUCCGGUUGUAUCGCAACGAAUUGGAUACGGAAAAUAAUACAUUCGAGUUGACGACCAUCUACAGACAGGAGGCGAAUAAAUUGAAAGAUGAGGAGCUAUUAAAGCUGUUGGCCGAAUAUCGAAAGCCCGAUAAGUUGAGCAAACUCACUGUCAUACCAGGCUAUAUGAAGCUAACCAUUGAGGAGGUAGAGAAGGUGUCAGGUUCCUUUACUAAAUCUUUAGUACCGCUAGCUAACUUCACAUUUCCACCCAAACCGCCCACGCUCGAGCUGACCGAAUUCCAAAGCAAUUGCAAACGCGAUACCUACCCAUACAUAACAUUCUGCAAUCAUUUAUUUGUCUAUCCGCAGUAUUUGCAAUUCGAUAGUCAGAAAUUAUUUUCGCGCGCACGCAAUAUUACCGUUGUCGUGGAGUUGCGCGACUCAGAUGAGGAGGGUAGCAAACCGUUGAAGUGUAUUUAUGGCCGCCCAGGUCAUGAUUUUCUGGUCACACAAAUCGCCUGUCCCGUGCUGCAUCACAAUACCACGCCCACUUGGUAUGAAGAGGUGAAAAUGCGGUUGCCUUUGGGUCUAUUUCCCGAGCAUCAUUUACUCUUCUCUUUCUAUCAUGUUUCGUGUAAUUUGGGUAAGAAACGUGAUGCCAAUGCGUCUUUUGAGACCCCGAUCGGCUAUGCUUGGUUGCCGUUGUUACAGAAGGGACGCAUAAAUUUGGAGGAGCAGGUCAUUGCUGUGGCGGCUACGCUGCCGGCGGGCUAUUUGUCGAUACAGCCGUUGGGACUUGGAAAAGGGCAGAAUUGCGGUCCUGAAAUACAAUGGAUCGACAGUCAGCGACCACUUUUUGGUGUCGCUUUCCGAAUGGACUCCACCGUACUGACCGCAGAUCAACAUUUGCAUAAUUUCUUCGCACAUUGUGAGCGGCUGUUGGAGGGUGGCAAAACCACUGCAUUGCCCGCUGAGUCGGAGACGUGUAAAAUCCUCAAAGCAGCACAUGCGAUUGAUAUUAGUACAUUGAUUAAUUUCCUACCGACUGUAUUGAAUGAACUUUUCACUCUACUUGUGCACACACAGUCCGAGGAGAUCGGCGUGAAUAUCAUACGAUUACUGAUCAAUAUCAUACACAUGCUCAUCGAUGAGGCUGGACGGAAGGAGUUGCUCAGCGCUUAUGUUAAGUAUGUCUUCCAUGCGCCGUAUUAUAGUCAGAAGACGUCACGUACUGUGCACGGCGAGUUGUGCAAAUAUUUACCGACUAUUUUGCAUCCCAACAAUACCGAUUUUCUGAUUGUCAAUAAGUUUAUGCAUUACUCGGGCAUAUUCUUCGAUUUGAUUAUCAAAAGUAUGGCGCAACACCUUUUGGACACAGGUCGCAUACGUAUGUUGCGCAACGAACGCUUUCCGAAGGAGUAUCCGACGCGCGUGGAGAGUUUGAUAAAGGUACUCACUUCCUAUUUGAUUUCGCGCUACAAGGAUCUGCCUUUGGAGACGCAACAGUUGAAUCGCUCGUUAUCCCAAUUUGUACGUCGCUGCCUCAGCUACAUGGACCGUGGUUUUGUCUUCAAGCUGAUCAAGUAUUAUAUGGAGCAAUUUGAGCCAGGUGAUCAGCGUACGUUGCAGGAGUUCAAAUUUGAUUUUCUCGCAGAGAUCUGCCAGCACGAGCAUUAUGUACCGCUGAAUUUGCCAUUUGUGCUGAAUCCCAAGAAUCGGCCACCGGAAAUGAUGUUGCACUUCACACUCUCAGAGGACUUCUGUCGCCAGCAUUUUCUCGCCGGUCUCUUACUGCAAGAAUUAAAGCGUAGCCUGAAUGAGCCGAGCACUGUGCGACGGCAUGCUUUGCGCAUCUUUAAGAAUCUGCUCGCCAAACACGAGCUCGACGAUCGUUAUCAGAACCGUGGCCAGCUUUCGCGUAUAGCGCUUCUCUAUGUACCCUGGUUGGGUAUUGUUAUGGAGAACUCGCACCGCAUCGAUGAUAUGUCGGGCGUGGCAACACCCAACGGCCACGUAUACGCCGACUCAGCUUCGUAUACGCAGCGCCUAUCCUGUUCCAGCAGUUAUGUGUUUGGUAAAGAGACUGUUUUGAAUUCGUUAACCUCCACACCGCGCUCCAAGAACCGCAUGACGUUACACAUUGAACAUCCUAGUCCGCUGCGCGCUUCGGUCUACGUUAGGGAUGUGCCGCAUACGGGCACAGCACCACUCGCUAAUGGAAAUUCGGAGAGUUCACUUAAUACGCUGAACUCAGAUUCACAAAACUCCCAAGACACACCUACUAUGGGCGCAAUUACAAAUGGUCACCACGUCACCGAUUUGUCGGAGGUUGCCAUGCGUAAUGGGCAUAACCGGACGAUUAACGUAAUGCAAGGUUUGAAUUGCCUGCCGCGUUGCGAUAAAUUCAAUACGGCGGAGAGCAAGGAUCUUCUCAUGGGUUUCCUCUUUGUCGUCAAGCACUUGGCGCAAGACCAAAUGAUCGGCUGGUGGCAGAAUUGUACUGACACCGAAACUCUUGCCUAUCUCAGCAUACUCGACCUGUGUCUGGUGCAGUUUCGUUAUGUGGGUAAAAAGAAUAUCAGUUUGACAGAUGAUGGUAAGGAGUCGCGUAUGGCACGCACCGCCAAGGCAAGUACUUUGCCCGCACGUAUGCAGCCACCUAAUGCGGAGCAAGCCUCUAAUGGCAAUGGUACCACUCACGAGUCCGGCACACUGAACCUCACGCAAAAUCGGGAAAACCUCGUUGAAGAGACAGCGCGCAAUCAACAGGCGUUGUACGAGUCCAAUCUGGCUACUGAAAUCGGCAUGAUCAUACUUGAUACUCUCGGCUUGUAUGCAGUACAUUUCCGUGACAAACUCUGUGAUAGUCUUGUGUUACCGCAACUGGCGCGUGUCUAUCUCCGAUUCCUGCAGCUCGGCCAAUCAGAGAGGUUAUCGAAACACGUCUUUGCCGCCUUGCGGGCAUUCAUCAACAACUUCUCGCCUGCGCUCUUCAAGGGCAACGCAACGCUGUGCGGUCAGAUGGUUUAUGAAUUGCUAAAGGGUUGCGACAGCCGCCUCGUCGCCAUACGUCACGAGUCCUGCGCUGUGCUGUAUCUGUUGAUGCGCAGCAAUUUUGAAUAUACCGGCCGCAAGGGUCUAACACGCGUACAUCUUCAGGUGAUCAUAUCGGUUUCGCAAAUGAUUGGCAAUGUGAUCGGUUUGAAUAAUGCGCGCUUCCAAGAAAGUCUCUCCAUGAUUAACAGUUAUGCGAAUAGUGAUAAAGCAAUGAAAGGCACUGGUUUCCCAGUGGAGGUGAAAGAUCUUACGCGUCGCGUACGCACCGUGCUUAUGGCAACCGCGCAAAUGCAAGCGCAUCACAUGGAUCCCGAACGUCUGCUUGAGCUCCAGUACUCACUUGCGAACUCUUAUGCUUCCACACCCGAACUGCGUCAUACCUGGCUUAUCACAAUGGCGCGCAAUCAUGAACAGAAUGGUAACAUUUCGGAGGCCGCCUGCUGUCACUUGCAUAUCGCUGCUCUCAUGUCGGAAUAUUUACGCCUACGCGGUGGUUGCAACAUUAACUGGGGCGCUUCGGCUUUCACCAAGAUUUCGCGAAAUAUACCACGUGACGAGCAAGGCUUGAAGCUGGAUGCUGGCGCACAGGAUUCGCAAUACACCGAGCAGAUGUUGCUGGAUCAGUUGAAGCAAUGCGCUGAUUUUCUCGACCGUGGCGAGCGCUUCGAGUGUUUGGGCGAUCUCUAUAAACUCAUUUUGCCGAUGUAUGAACGCAGUCGUUCAUAUAUCGAGUUGGCGCAAUCGUAUGAACAUCUCAUGCAAGCUUACAAUAAAAUUGUCGAAGUGAAUCGUUCGGGCAAACGCAUGUUAGGCCGCUUCUAUCGCGUCGUCUUCUUCGGCAUGGUUUACUUUGAAGACGAUCACGCAGUCGAAUUCGUUUAUAAAGAACCGAAACUAACCUCACUUAGUGAGAUCUCAGAACGUUUAUCGAAACAAUACAAAGAGAAAUUCGGUGCAGAUGUUGUCAAGAUGAUAAUGGAUUCAUCGCCGGUGGAUGGCAAUACGCUCGACCCCAAACUGGCUUAUAUCCAAGUAACGCAUGUCAUACCAUUCUUCAGCAAGGAAGAACUCGAUCAGCGACUCAACGAAUUCGAGCAAAAUCACGAUGUCGACACAUUUAUGUAUGAAACGCCGUUUACGAAGUCGGGCGCAGCACGUGGCAGUGUCGAGGAGCAGUGGAAGCGCAAAACCGUUAUUAAAACGACCUACUCAUUCCCAUACGUGCUCAAACGAAUACCGGUGAAGUCACGUGAAAUAAUCGAACUGAGCCCCAUCGAGGUGGCAAUCGAUGAGAUGCAAACCAAAGUUUCAGAACUGGAGGAGGUCAUAUUGCCGCCGGCAGAUGUGAAGAAACUACAAUUGCGACUGCAAGGUAGUGUAGCGGUAACGGUAAAUGCUGGCCCCCUGGCUUAUGCCCAAGCAUUUUUGGAUCCGAAAAUUGUUAGCAAUUUCUCAAUAGAUCGUGUCGAGGAUUUGAAGGAUAUUUUCAGAGACUUCGUUAAGGUCUGCAAUACGGCACUCCAAUUGAAUGCGCGCAUGAUCAGUAACGAUCAGGUGGAAUAUCACAAUGCGCUCACCGAAAACUAUCGUAAACUCUGUCAGGCGCUUAGCGAGCUACUCGGUGAGCCAUUUGAGCCUUUGGACGAGAGCGUCAGCAGCGGGCAACGUAAUAGCAUGGCUUUGUUUAAUGCAAUCAGUGGCGCUUCGCAAAAUUCAAGUACUGCCUAAAACCAAUAUACACUCUCUAAAUACAAAAUGAUAAAUAAUUAAAAAAAUAAUAAUUUUUUUUUAAACAAACUCAAACAAAAUCUGCACAUGCGCACGCACACAGACUAUAUAAACUCACAGAUAUAAUAUGAUUAUAUGAUUGUGAUUUAGUAAAAUUAUAGUUAAACAAAAUAUUUAGUAUUAUUACACACACACACACAACACACACGCAUACACACUUGACAAGGUUUUCGAUUUUAAGUGACUAACCAAUUAAUAAUGAAAAAAACUAAUAAAAAAACUUACUUAACUUAAGAAAAGCAUGUAUGCAAAUUAUUCAUAAUUUAGCAAUAAAAACAACAAAAAAUUGUGCGUGGCAUCAACUACAUAUACAUAUAUAUGAAAAAUGCUUUUAUGUAUGGCUUUAUUAAACUCAUUUAUUGUGAUUGGUGGGCGUAUGGCAUAUACAUACAUACAUACAUACAUACAUACUGCAUAUACUUACUGCCUAUAUGUUUGGUGUGUGUUUGUGUGGUGUGUAUUAUAAUCUACGAAAUUGUGAUUGAUCAUUGGAUUUAAUUUAACGGUGUUUGACUUUAUGCUUUGUGACACUAAUAACGCAGGUGCUUUUGCCAAGGGCUUUGUGGGCGCGGCAAUUAAUGGUUUUGGUUUUGCAGUGUACUAAAUAAAAAAAAAAUUGAAAAACUUAAAAACAAAAGCAACACAGUCACAAAGUAAAAAAAAAAAAAAAAA
Molecule: messenger RNA, 9102 nt
Organism: Ceratitis capitata (Mediterranean fruit fly)
Lineage: Eukaryota; Metazoa; Arthropoda; Insecta; Diptera; Tephritidae
Gene: Ziz
Product: dedicator of cytokinesis protein 9
Exons: 15
Coding region: 1501-8370 (2289 amino acids)
Biological process (GO): small GTPase-mediated signal transduction; positive regulation of GTPase activity
Molecular function (GO): guanyl-nucleotide exchange factor activity
Source: RefSeq, a predicted model, not a curated record